Messenger RNA from Triticum dicoccoides, 3973 nucleotides. Its product is annotated as disease resistance protein RGA5-like. Gene Ontology annotation, biological process: protein phosphorylation. The coding region runs from base 20 to 3649 and encodes 1209 amino acids. The record is from RefSeq and is a predicted model, not a curated record. The transcript has 9 exons. Gene Ontology annotation, molecular function: ATP binding; ADP binding; protein kinase activity. NCBI's taxonomy places the organism in Eukaryota, Viridiplantae, Streptophyta, Magnoliopsida, Poales, Poaceae.
CCUAACUUUCACAACCGAGAUGAUGGAUGGCGGCCAAAGCAGCCAACCUGCUGCUCUGGAGAAAGUGUUGCUCGAUGAAACCGCGGAUCCGGUCCAUCUACCUUUCUCACUGCUCAGCUCCAUCACAGGAAAUUUCUCUGAAGCUCAGGAAAUCGGCAGGGGCGGGUUUGGAGCGGUUUACAAGGGAGUGCUUCCAAGUGGUCGCACAGUCGCCGUGAAGCAGCUCUUUGAGAGGUACGAGAUCCUGGACAAGAAUUUCGAGAGCGAGGUUACCUGUCUCGCGGGGGUCAAGCACAAGAAUACCGUGCGAUUUCUCGGGUACUGCUCUGAGACGCAGCAAGUACUGAUGCCAUACGACGGGAAGCGUGUCUUGGCAGAUGUGCGGCAUAGGUUGCUCUGCUUCGAGUACAUGCCCAGAGGGUGCCUUGCUGACUAUCUCUCCGAUGCAUCUUGUCGACUUCAGUGGACCACACGUUACCAAAUAAUCAAGGGGAUCUGUGAGGGCGUACAUUAUCUUCACCAACAGCGUAUUAUUCACAUGGACCUAAAACCUCAGAAUGUACUAUUGGAUGAUAACAUGGUGCCCAGAAUUGCAGAUUUCGGUCUAUCACGGCGCUUAAGUGGAAGCCAGAGUCGGGCUAUUACUGAUCACAAGCUUGGGACAAUGGGAUAUAUGGCACCAGAAUUCUUAAUUAGCGGAGAAAUCACCUUCAAGACCGACAUAUAUAGUUUGGGUGUUAUUGUAAUGGAGAUCCUUAUGGGACAUAAGGAGUGCUCCAGAAUUAAGGAGGUAGUUGAAAGCUGGACGGACAAGUUUGGGACAUCAAAUAGUCACACGCCAUUGGAACAAUUAAAGGCAUGUGCCGAGAUAGGGAUACAAUGUACAAACUAUUACCCAGGGAACAGGCCGGCUACAUGGUUUAUCAUCCGUGGAAUACAGGGUGACGCGGAAAUUUCAAAUUGGCCUGUUACGAGUGACGUAGGUGCCUCAACAGAAGGGCAGACAAGCAUUGCCUCCGAGCUGGUGGAUGAAUUGAAAUUAAUGGAUGGUUCUGCUGCUACACCAUCCAAACUGCCACCAUCAACAUUGGAGGUGGAGCGGGACGAUGGCAAAUUGAGCCAGGAGAGGAAGAGGAAGGCAUCAAACAUAAGCUUCUCGAAGCUAGCGCAUGAGCUGAAGUUGAUGGGUAAUUCUGUCGCUAGUGGCAAGCUGAUGGAUAAUUCUAACACAACAUACCAACUGCAAUCAUUGGCACUGGAGGUGGAUAAGGAGGAUGGCAAGAUAAGCUUCUCCAAGAUGGCGGAUGAACUAAAGUUGAUGGAUGAUUAUGUCGCACCACUCCAACUGAAACCAUCAUCGCUGGAGGUUGAGCAGGAGGAUGGCAAAGUGAGCCAACAGAAGAAGAGGAGGACAUCAACCGUGUGUGUGGCGACCGGGGUGAUGAGCACCCUUAGUGGCAAGCUUGCCACUUUCAUCAACGAUGAGUACAAUAAGCGCAAAGAGGUAAGGAAGCAGGCGUCGUUCCUUGAGAAGGAGUUGAGCGCCAUACACGCUGCUCUUGAGCUGCCGGAGCUCAUGAAUGAGCUUGCUCCAGGGGUAAAAAAUUGGAGGGAUGAUCUCACGGAGAUUUCCUACGACAUGGAAAAUUGCAUUGAUGACUUCAUCCGCCAAUUCGGGGGUGAGGAUGUUGAGGUAGGCUUUUUCUGGGAGGCUGCUGAACUUCACAAGAGGUUGUGCGAGCUUCAUCGAAUUUCCAACCAGAUGGAAGAGCUUAGGACUCUUGUGGUAGAAGCAAAUGCUCGACGUGAGAGUUACAAGAUUGAUGAUUGCAAGCCUAGCUUUGGCCCUGUGGCUGUCGACGCUCGCCUGCGAGCGGUUUACCAGGAGGCAGUCAACCUUGUGGGCAUUGAAGGCCCGAGAGAAGAGGUUAUCAGUUGGUUGAUGAAUACUCAGAAAAAAGUAAAGGUUGUGUCCGUUGUUGGUUUUGGAGGCCUGGGUAAAACUACACUUGCCAAACAGGUGUUUGACAAGGUCAAAGGGCAUUUUGAUUGUGUGGCAUUUUUUUCAGUUUCGCAGAGGCCUGAUUUGAGAGUGCUUCUCAAUCGCCUGCAAUUGAAACUUGGGAUAAAUGUCUCUUCUCACGAUUGUGGGUUUGAUGACAUCAUUGAAGAGCUAAGGAAGUAUCUCACGGAUAAAAGGUACCUUAUUGUAGUUGAUGACCUGUGGGAUCAAUCAGCAUGGAAUAUUAUUAGUUGUGCUUUUCCUGAUAAUGGGAAUGGGAGCCGAGUAUUAGUAACGACACGAGUGGAAGAUGUGGCUAGUGUGGCCUGUCACAAUGACCGUGAGUGCAUUUACACAAUGAAGCCCCUCACUGAACAGAACUCAAGAACAUUAUUCUCCAAUAGAGUAUUUGGACCCAAAGUUUUAUGUCCUCCCUAUCUUAAAGACAUUGCGGCUGAAAUUCUGAAGAAGUGUGGCGGAUUGCCGCUUGCAGUUAUCACUAUAGCUAGCCUAUUAGCUAAUCAAGUGAGAUCAAGGAAACACUGGGAGAGCAUAAGGAAAUCUCUGGGUGCCCAAUCCGCCAGAAAUCCUUCAUUGAAAGAGAUGAAUAGUAUAUUAAACCUUAGCUACAUCCAUCUUCCUCUUCAUCUCCGGCCAUGUUUUCUGUACCUUGGUAUGUAUUCUGAGGACCACAUCAUACCACGGGAUGAUCUGGUUAAACAAUGGAUAGGUGAAGGCUUUGUCAGCAGUUUGCAUGGGCCAGAUUUGGAGGUUGUUGGCCGGAGUUAUUUCAAUGAGCUUGUCAAUAGAAGCAUGAUUCAGCCGGCAGAAACUGAGUAUGGAGAGGUAUUGUGUUGCAGAGUACACGACAUGAUGCUUGAUUUGAUCCUAAGCAAGUGUGUAGAAGAUAAUUUUGUAAGUGUGGCACACAAUUCUGAGGACAUGGCAAGACUGCUGCAUCUCUGCAAAUACAAGGUUCGCCGAUUAUCCCUGUGCUCCAUGGCUGUUGGUGGAGCAACAUAUGACACUGCUAUUGCUACUAGGCUGUCACAAGUUCGAUCAUUACUGUUCGAGGACGCUAUACUCCCUCUUUUGUGGUUCAAGUACCUUAGGGUGCUAAUCAUUUCUGAUGAGCGGGAGAUAGUUGACCUCACCGCUGCUAGCCAAUUGUUUCUGCUGAGGUAUAUGAUGGUUAGAGCUAGGAAGAUAGAGCUCCCUACUAAACUUGGUGAGCUUGUUUACUUGGAGACUCUGGACAUAGAAAAUUGCAAAUUGAUGGAGAGCAUUCCCUCAGAUAUAGUUCAUUUGCCCCGCCUAUCCUGUCUGGUUCUUCCAGAUUGGACAGAGUUGCCUGAAGGUAUCGAGAAUAUGAAAUCACUGCACACCCUGCGAGGGCUUGACGUGAAAUCGCUGAAGUGUUUUAUGGGUCUCAGCGAGCUGACCAAUCUGAGGGAACUGCGCAUGUCAGUAGGUCUUAGUUUGGCGUCGCCAAAAGCUGAUGCUUUGGCUUGCUCCAUUGGAAAGCUCUAUAACCUUGAACGUCUGAGCAUCUCUGGCAGCGAUCAUGUUGUUGAGCGUGUGGAUACCAGUCGGCAUGGAGCACUUGUUACACCUCCAGGAGAUCAAAGUGUAUUGGUUCCCCAAUGACAAGGAUGUCGGGGACACACUCAAAGAGGCCUUGCUGAUGCACCCGAACCACCCGUCCGUCACCCUUUUGUAGCAGUGUAUUAUUCCCGUCAUAGUUUCGUAGCCCUGCUGGAGAAGUGAAAAGGGGCAGCUGACCUUUAAAUAUAUAGCUGUGUAUGUUACUUGAGCAACUAAUAGUGGUGAUACUGGCAUCAAGGAGCUUUAGCACGAACACCUUAUAUUUUGAGCAGCUAAUAGUGGCGAUACUGACAUCAAGGAGCAGCUGAUUAAGGCGCUGCCUUUUUUUUUUGAUAGGUAAUAAUGGUGGUCAUGGAUCAAGAUCUG